This is a messenger RNA of Parascedosporium putredinis, 2091 nucleotides long. NCBI's taxonomy places the organism in Eukaryota, Fungi, Ascomycota, Sordariomycetes, Microascales, Microascaceae. The record is from the annotation of a GenBank genome assembly.
AUGAAGCUCUCGUCAGCCAUCUGCGCUGCCCUCCUGGCCUCCCUCGGCCAGGCCGACCGGGGCAAGCCCUCGCGGCCCGUGUACAAGGAUCCGCGCGCUUCUAUCGACGCCCGCGUGGCCGAUUUGCUGGCCCGCAUGACGAUCCAGGAAAAGACGGCCCAGCUGAUCCAGGGUGACAUGACCAACUACCUCAACCUGACCGAUGGCGCCUUUAACAAGACGGGGCUCGAGUGGAAUAUGGAGUACCGCGCCAACUCGGUGUGGACGGGGUUGUACACCGAGAUGACCAACGUGAAGAAGGCGGCGAAGCUGGCCCAGGACUACCUCUUGAACGAGACCGAGCUGGGCAUUCCUACCUUUGUACAGAGCGAGGCCCUGCACGGGCUCCUCGUCCUCAACGGCACCAUCUUCAACUCUCCCAUCGGCAUAGGAUGUUCCUUCAACCCGGAACUCGUUGAGAAGAUGGGAAGAGCUAUCGCCAAGGAGUGCCGCGCCCUCGGCAUCAACCAAGUCUUUUCACCCCAGGCCGAUCUCGCGAGGGAGUUGAGGUUCGGGCGUGUUGAAGAGUGCUUCGGCGAGGACCCGUAUCUGGUGGGUGAGAUGGCUUACAGGUUCGCCAAGGGCCUCGAGGACAAUGGCGUCUCAGCCAUGAUCAAGCACUACGUAAGCCGCCUUCGCCACCCCGAGCAAGGCAUCAACACCGGCCCCGUGCACGGCGGCGAGCGAGAGCUUCGAUCCACCUACCUCCCGCCCUUCAAGCGCGCCAUCCUCGACAGCGGCGCCACUUCAAUCAUGUCCUCGUACAACUCGUACGACGGCGUGCCCACCGUGUCGGACGAACACCUGCUCACCGAGAUCCUCCGCGACGAGUGGGGCUACGAGUACUAUGUCAUCUCCGACGCCGGUGGCACCGCGCGUCUGGAUAACGCGUUUGGCGUGUGUGGAGAGCGUGACCACGAGUGUAUUAUUCGCGAGACUCUCCCCGCUGGUAACGACGCAGAGAUGGGAGGUGGUUACUGGAGCUUCGAGGCAAUCCCCAAGCUCGUCGCGGCCGGCAAGCUCGACGAAUCUGUGGUAGACACUGCUGUCUCGCGCGUGCUCCGCGCCAAAUUCGCCGUCGGCCUCUUCGAGACGCCCUUUACCGGCGUCGCCGACGACAAGAUCCUCGACCACAUCAACACGGCCGAGCACAUGAAGCUCGCGCGUCAGCUGGACACGGAGAGCAUCGUCCUACUCGAGAACCACAACAACAUCCUCCCUCUAAACAAGAAGGCCAACGUCGCCGUCAUCGGUCCCAUGGCCCACGGCUACGUCAACCCGCGGCGCCACCCCCUCGACGGCAUCCGCUCCGUCGGCCAAGGCACCAUCACCUACGCCAAGGGCUGCGAGCGCUGGUCCAACGACGAAUCCGGCUUCGCCGAGGCCGUCGCCGCCGCGCAGGCCGCCGACGUCGCCGUCGUCGUCGUGGGCACAUGGUCGCGCGACCAAAACGAGCUGUGGGGCGGGCUCAACGCCACGACGGGCGAACACAUCGACGUCAGCGACCUGAACCUCCUCGGGAAGCCCAUCACGGAGCCGUGGAUCUCGGAGGAGGCUGCGGCGCUGGUGCAGCAGUUUUAUCAGUCGGAGCAGGGCGGUUACGCGCUCGCCGAUAUCCUGUACGGAGAGGCGAACCCUUCGGGUCGGUUGUCCGUUAGUUUCCCUUAUGAUGUGGGCACGCUGCCGAUUUCCUACGACUACUUGCGCUCCGGCCGCUCCUGGCCGAACCCGGGCAAGGUGUACCCCAACGGCACCCUCGUCUUCGGCAGCAACUACGUGCUCCAGAACCCCACGGCUCUCUACGAUUUCGGCUACGGGCUGUCGUACAGCACGUUUAAGUACUCGGACGUGUCGGCGUCCAAGACGACCGUCUCCGCCGACGAUACCAUCACCAUUUCCGUGACGGUGACCAACACUUCGAAGCGCGACGGCGCCGAGGUCGUGCAGGUGUACGUGCGGGACGAGGUCGCGUCGGUGGAUCUGCCGCGGUUCCGGCUCAAGGGGUUCCAAAGGUGGCUGUGCCAGCGGGGAAGUCGCGCAAGGUGCAGGUGA